AUGCCAGUACGAGGGCGCCGAUACAGCGAUGAUCCACUCCCAUACUUUCCUCCUCCGGCAUACACGCCUCGCAAGCGUGGCAGACCCUCGAACAACCCCAUUGCCAUCUUCCGGCGCAAUCGGACACUCAUACUCGUAGGAUGCUUCGUCCUGCUUGUACUAUGGCGCCUCACGAGAGCACGUAACGCGUCGCCGCCGCCGCCGAAACUGACUGGGGCGGCGGCGAUGGCAAAGGCAGACUGGAGCAAGUAUGCGUAUAGUUUGUAUGCGACUGAUACGGCUACGCUAUGCCAUGCUGUCAUGGUGUUUGAAGCGCUGCAGAGGCUGGGCAGCAAGGCGGAGAGAGUUCUGUUCUAUCCGAGGCAUUGGGAUACGUUGGUGUCGAGUGCGACUGAUCGGGAUAGCCAGCUGCUGGUGAUGGCGAGGCGGGACUACAAGGUCGUGCUGAUGCCGACGAAGAUCAUGAAUGUAUUUGGGUACAGGACGCCUGACAAGCCGAAGAAGACAUGGGAUGAAUCCGUGUCGAAGCUGUUUGCAUUCACGCUCACCCACUUUGACCGCGUCAUCCACCUUGACUCCGAUCUCACCUUACUCCAGAAUAUUGACGAGCUGUUCUUCCUACCCCAAGCCACAGUCGCCAUGCCGCCCGCCUACUGGCAAGCCGAAACUCCUCACCCCCUCACAAGCCUCCUAAUGGUCGUCGAGCCAAGCAUGCGAGAGUUCAACGCACUCAAGGCGCAGAUUGACGCUGGUGCAGAGCAAGAGACGGUCGAGGCGCGCAAAUACGACAUGGAGCUCCUCAACGAGCGCUACGGACAAACAGCGCUCACAAUACCGCAGCGGCCGUACGCGUUGCUAACGGGCGAGUUCCGCAACCACAAUCACACGGCAUACCUGGGUAGCGAGGAGAUGGAGUGGGACGCAGAAAGCAUUAUCAAAGAGGCGAAACUGGUGCAUUUCAGCGACUGGCCCAUGCCGAAGCCGUGGGUGCUAUGGUCGGCCGAAGGACUGGCAGAGAUGCAGCCUGACUGUGGAGGAAGCCACGAGGGCUCAUGUGCAGAGAGGAGGAUCUGGAAGCAAUUGUACGACGGGUUUAGGGAAAAGAGAAAGGACGUCUGUAAACUGUUGAGUCUGCCGGCGCCAGACUGGUUUGAGUUGACGGGCAAGAUCAAGGAGGGUGAGAUGCAUAGUGAUCCAGGGCAGCAGGGCAAGAUCAAAGGGGAGGCAGAAAGCAUUGGGCAUAUUGAUACCGUGACGAGGGGACAUACGAGUUGA
Messenger RNA from Pseudovirgaria hyperparasitica, 1275 nucleotides. RefSeq names its product nucleotide-diphospho-sugar transferase. NCBI's taxonomy places the organism in Eukaryota, Fungi, Ascomycota, Dothideomycetes, Acrospermales, Acrospermaceae. The transcript is spliced from 2 exons. The record is from RefSeq and is a predicted model, not a curated record. Gene Ontology annotation, molecular function: glycosyltransferase activity. The coding region runs from base 1 to 1275 and encodes 424 amino acids.